Messenger RNA from Aspergillus fijiensis CBS 313.89, 1923 nucleotides. RefSeq names its product PPIL2 family peptidylprolyl isomerase. Gene Ontology annotation, biological process: protein polyubiquitination; protein folding; protein peptidyl-prolyl isomerization. The transcript is spliced from 5 exons. Lineage: Eukaryota; Fungi; Ascomycota; Eurotiomycetes; Eurotiales; Aspergillaceae. Gene Ontology annotation, cellular component: catalytic step 2 spliceosome. Gene Ontology annotation, molecular function: peptidyl-prolyl cis-trans isomerase activity; ubiquitin-ubiquitin ligase activity. The record is from RefSeq and is a predicted model, not a curated record. The coding region runs from base 1 to 1923 and encodes 640 amino acids.
AUGUACGAUUUGAUGCUUGCUGUGUCCUUGAGCACCACCAACGGGCAUUUAUAUACACCAGAGCUCGGUCACCCGAAUACAUCAUCUCUUGGAGAGCGGCGACAAACCAAACCCGCGGAGGAGAGCUGGCGCUGUCACAAAUUCUUGGGAGCUUUUGUCGCAACGAUGGGUAAAGGAACGGAUAAAUUAUAUAUCACGCAUUCAGAAUGGGCGUCGGAGGAUGCAUUCUCCGCCAGCGCUGGAGCUGGCGUCACGCGCGCGAAACGCGGCGGAGUCGAUAAUAGUUUCAAGCGCCUGCCCUUCAACUUCUGCUCGCUCUCCCUCCAACCGUACGCGCAUCCGGUGUGCACCCACGAGGGCACAAUUUUCGACCUGACCAACAUCCUUCCCUGGAUCAAGAAGCACGGCACGAACCCGGUGAAUGGGGCGCCCCUCAAGAACUCCGAUCUCAUCAAGCUCAACCUGGCCAAGAACGAGGCCGGCGAAUACGUCGAUCCCGUAACCUACAAGGUUUUCACCGACAACACGCACAUCGUCGCGCUGCGGCCGACGGGGAAUGUCUUCGCGUGGGAUACGGUCGAGCGGCUGAAUAUAAAGGGCAAGCUGUGGAAGGAUUUGGUUACGGAUGAAGAGUUCACCCGGAAGGACAUCAUCACGCUGCAGGACCCGCAGAACAUCGAGUCGCGGAACCUCAGCUCGUUCAACUACAUCAAGGAAGGCGAGAGCGGGUUGACCGAGGAGCAGAUCCGGGAACGAGAGGACCCCGCCAACAACGUCAAUGCCAACGCUCUGGGCAGUUCGGCCAAGAUCCUGAAAGCAAGGGAAGCAGUGGCCAAGGCCCGCUCGGAGAGGGCACAGCGCGCGGGCGUCGCUGGUGCGGCUGCUGCCUCCGUGUCCAAGACUGGGGCUGGGCCUGGGUCUGUUGGUGCCUUGUCGCAGGCUAAGAAGCCGGUUGCUGGGAAAGCAACUCCCUAUAAUGCCGCACGGCAUACGACGGGGUUGGCUGCUGCCUCGUUCACGAGCACGGGGAUGACCCCGCACACGUCCGCCGACCUCGCACUGCUUUCAGACGAGGAAUACAUGCUGAAGAGGGGUCGCGUCAAGCACAAGGGCUAUGCGCGCAUCUCGACUACGUCUGGGGACAUCAACCUGGAACUGCACACGGAAUAUGCACCCAAAGCCGUGUGGAAUUUCAUCAAGCUCGCCAAGAAGGGUUACUACAGGGAUGUCACCUUCCAUCGCAAUAUUAAGGGCUUCAUGAUCCAAGGUGGUGAUCCAUCCGGGACUGGACGCGGAGGCGAGAGUAUCUGGGGCAAGUAUUUCAACGAUGAGUUCGAGGGGCCUCUGAAGCACGACUCUCGAGGCACGCUCAGCAUGGCCAACAAGGGCAAGAACACGAACAGCAGUCAAUUUUUCAUUGCCUAUCGCGCCCUGCCUCACCUGAACAACAAACACACCAUCUUCGGUCAUGUCAUCGACGACCCGACUCCAUCGUCCCCGACCUUGAACAAACUUGAGACACACCCCACCAACUCCACCACCAACCGACCCACCCCGGACAUCCGUAUCACCGAUGUGACCAUCUUCGUGGACCCCUUUGAGGAAUUCCUGAAGCAGAAGCAGGCGGAGGAGGCCAAGGCCAAGGGUCACAUCACGGAUCCGGCGGAGGAGGAACAGAAUGCACGCCGUGAGGACGACGAUCGUGUGACCUGGACAGGGAAAAGGGUUCGCGGUGCCGGAAGUGGUUCUGCAGAGGAGGGCUCGGUUGGUGUAGGGAAAUAUCUCAAGGCCGCGCUGGCCGAACGGGCGGGCCAGGAGGAGGACGAGAUUGUGGAGUAUGUGGAUGAUGAGCCUGAGCCGGAACCGGUGCGGAAGAAGAUGAGAGGCGCUGGGGGAUUCGGAGAUUUCAGCUCAUGGGAUUGA